UUUGCCUAAAAAUGAGUUAUGAAAUGGCUCUUUUGCCCCUUGCCUUAGUAAACUAGUAAGCCUGCUCGUUCUCAACCUCACGUACGCUCCCAGCCCAGGAGUCCGCUCCUCCCAGGCACAAGCAAAGCAGCCGCUCGCGGAGCUUCCCGGCGACCCUCCCGACAGUGUGCUCUCUGCUAGUGGCUCCAGCUCCUUCGCCCUCUCCUUCACUCCAUGUGCUCAUUAAUCUGAAAUUGGUUGGGGAUUUGAGCUGGGAUGGAUCCUGCUUGUGUUUCAGAAGGGGAUAAUUCAAAGAACCUGCAUAAAAUAGAUGUUACCGUCAACUCUUAUUUCGCCGUUCUUGAUGGUAAAAAGGUGUACAAUCGGGACAGAACAAUAAAUUUGGUUGUGAAUCCAGAACACUAUACACUUAUUGAUUUAGAGAAAGAUGUGGAUUCAUAUUUCAAAUGGGGUAGCUGCCAAAAGCCAAUUUUCUGGGUUGUUGAAAAGGGUGACAAAUGGCAAUGUAAGUUGACUUCAGAUGCUCAGCUUAGUGACCUGGUAAGUUCAUUCGAUCUGGUGAAGUUAUUUAUGACAAUGGGAAGAUGUAAGGAGGGAGAGGAGACACUGCAUGUUGUGACCGAUGUGGUGGGCAAGGAGAUGCUAGCUGCAGCAUAUCCGGUGGGCAAGGAGAUUGAUGUAGACAAUAUUGUCUAUGAAGAGAUGCAUGUAGAUGAGGUGAUUGGCACAACAAACAAUGGAGAGGAGGGUAUGCAUGAAGACAUGGACAAGCAACCAGAAUGGAGAGAAGUGCCUGAAUAUGGUCAAACAACUGCAGGGGCACCAGUGGCUCAAGAAGAGGAAAAAGAACACUUUAUGACAGCUGGGUGUGAUCCUGAUGGAGAUGAGCCGAUAGGAGCAAAUGAAGAAUGGAGAUACUUCAAAUUUGUUGAUGGUAAAAAUGUUCAACCAGUGAAUCCAGUGGAUGUUCAGACAAGAAGGAGGGCAAGGGCUAUUCCAGAAUUUGAUUUAGAAAGUGUCCCUGAUGAUGAGGCCGGUUUGGUAGAUGAUUAUGUUGUGCCCCAUACAACAUAUGACCAUGAGAAUCCAGUAAUCAAAGAGGGAGACACAUUUGAAGACAAGGUUGAAUUUCUUUGA
Zea mays is the source of this 1137-nucleotide messenger RNA. RefSeq lists its product as uncharacterized. The record is from RefSeq and is a predicted model, not a curated record. Bases 256 to 1137 code for a protein of 293 amino acids. Lineage: Eukaryota; Viridiplantae; Streptophyta; Magnoliopsida; Poales; Poaceae. The transcript is spliced from 3 exons.